AUGCCUCAAUCAAAAAGAAAAGACCCCAAAGCCUUUCCCACCCGUCAACUGGCCGUUCUUGCGAUAUGUCGAUUCUCCGAGCCCAUUGCCUUCAAUUCCAUUCUGGCCUACACUUUUUUCAUGGUCAAGGAUCUCGGCAUCGAUGAACAAGAUGCCGCUUUUUACGCUGGUCUCUUGAUCUCCGCCUACGCCGUGGCCGAAGCCAUCACCUCGAUGGGGUGGGGCACGCUGUCCGAUCGCAUCGGUCGCAAGCCCGUCGUCCUGUUUGGCUUGGUCGGUGUCGCCAUCUCGAGUUUGAUUUUUGGUUUCGCAAAGACAUAUUGGGUCGCUCUGCUGGCACGCUUCGUCGGUGGCGCCCUCAAUGGCAACGUUUCCGUCAUGCAGACCAUGGUCGCCGAAAUGGUCAAGAAUCCAGACCAUGAGCCCAAGGCCUACGCCGUACAACCCUUCGUGUGGACACUGGGCGGCAUUAUUGGCUCUGCCAUGGGUGGUUUCCUCGCCCAACCCGCCGUCUACUACCCUUCGGUUUUCUCUCAGGACGGCCUUUUCGGCCGGAAUCCGUAUUUACUUCCUAAUCUCGUCUCCAUGGUAGCAAUCUCCCUUGCCGUACUCCAAGGCAUUUUCUUCUUGGAAGAGACUCUCGAAUUCGAGGAGGAAGACCAACACCACCACGGCCGCAACAGCGUCGCCGUUGAUGAUGAUGACGCCGUCGACGAGACCACACCCCUGCGCCGCGCACCCAUCCGGACCUUCAACCCGCGUCGCUCGAUCUCGACUAGCCAUUCGCGACCGCGCUUCGCCGAAUCGAGCUUGCCCUUACCAUUCGAGCACGACUUUGACCUCAGGAGGUCUUCCUUUGGAACGGUACACUCGAUCAAGGUCGUACCCGAAGACCUGCGGCAACACCUCUUAAACUCUCGCGCCCAAGCGACGGGACAGAAGAAGGUCAAGACGUUCAACAAGACCGUUGUCAUGCUAAUCAUCGCCUUCAUCAUCUUUUCGUACCAUCAGAUGGCCGCCGGCACGCUUUUGCCUACGUAUCUGCUCGACGACCCUUCGGACAAGAAGCACCCGCGCGGACACCUCGAUCUACGCGGCGGUCUGGGUUACUCUCUCCCUGACGUGGGUGUCUAUCUGGCCAUCAAUGGCAUCCUGGGACUGCUCAUCCAGGGCCUCAUUUUUCCCAUUUUUGUAGAACGCGUCGGUGUUUGGGGUUCCUUCAUUUCCAUGAUUGUCGUAUACCCGACGGCGUACUUAUUUCUGCCAUUCCUGUCUGCCCUCCCGGAAGGCCUCACGGAGGCUGGCAUCUGGUUCUCCCUCAUCAUGCAGAGCUUUUACGGUAUCAUCAUCGGCCCCGUCACGCUCAUCCUGAUCAAGAACGCGACGCCCACGUCGCAAGCCCUCGGAAGGGUCAACGGUUUGGCUAUGUCCGGUGCCUGCCUGGCAAGAACCGUCUCCCCGCCCCUCGUGGGAGUUAUUUACAGUUUCGCCGGCUCUGCCGCGGCCUGGUUCAGCUGCGCCCUCUUCGCGGUUGUGGGAUUGAUCCAGGUCAUCUGGGUACCCAAGAAGCACAUCGAUGUGGAUCACGUCGAGAUUGACAAUGCGAUUUCGAGACGUUUCUCGGUCACGUCCGCGAGGAGAGAAUCCCACCAAAGCAUCGAAUCAUCCCGUGGCCGCCGCUCGAACGGUGUUGUUUAG
Colletotrichum orchidophilum is the source of this 1698-nucleotide messenger RNA. Its product is annotated as major facilitator superfamily transporter. Bases 1 to 1698 code for a protein of 565 amino acids. The record is from RefSeq and is a predicted model, not a curated record. NCBI's taxonomy places the organism in Eukaryota, Fungi, Ascomycota, Sordariomycetes, Glomerellales, Glomerellaceae. Gene Ontology annotation, molecular function: transmembrane transporter activity. Gene Ontology annotation, biological process: transmembrane transport. The transcript is spliced from 3 exons.